AUGAGUGCCGUGGUGAAGAUGCUGGAAGGAGGAGUGGAGAUCAUGCCACCUCCUAAACCUACUCAUUUACUGUUCUCAUCGUUAGGGACAAAUGCAGUCAAGCCACCAAAUGCUGCCACUGGUUCGAGUUCCUCCUCAAGUGAAGAAUCCGCUUCUUAUUGGUAUAAAGAGACCACUUCAAGCAUGGCUAAGUAUGAAAUACAAGUGGUCAGUAGUUAACAAGGCUAAAAUCCAGUUCCCAGAAAGUGUAUGUUUUGUCUUGAUUUUUGUUAUUAUAAAAUUUCUCGUCUUCUGUUUAGCUAACAGAAUUUUAAAUUUCAUUCUAUCGUAAAAGGAACCAAGGUAGAUUCUUUUCUUCAAUUUACCACAACCAAGAAAAGUUAAAUGCCUAA
Rubroshorea leprosula is the source of this 392-nucleotide messenger RNA. The record is from the annotation of a GenBank genome assembly. NCBI's taxonomy places the organism in Eukaryota, Viridiplantae, Streptophyta, Magnoliopsida, Malvales, Dipterocarpaceae.